GCUCAUGGGCCAGAAGGUGAAGCACAAGUCCAAGGAGCAGCUGGAGGACGAGCUCGCCAAGGUGUACGAGGCCUCGGGCAAACAUCCCGCUGUGCGAGAAUGGGUGCAUCUCGAUUUUCCAGCCGGCACCAUGGACCCGAACUUGCAGGACGUCAGUGGGGAGCGGGCGCCCCUCUUCUGCGACUCCCACGUCCUGCGGCCAACGUUGCCGUGUCAACUGAAGGGCGGCCACAGCGCGGCGACGAUGCCCGCCGCGGCGCCCCGGACCCGCUGGGCGCUGCCGCUCUUAGCGUGGGCCGCGCUGGCGUGGGAGGCCUCCGCCAACUGCGGGUCCGAGCAGUGGUUCGAGGCCUACGGAGGGGAGCGCUGCUACACCGAGGGCGACCGCAUGGUGAUCAAGUGCGAGGCCAACAACGGCGCC
Molecule: messenger RNA, 421 nt
Organism: Prorocentrum cordatum
Lineage: Eukaryota; Dinophyceae; Prorocentrales; Prorocentraceae
Source: the annotation of a GenBank genome assembly